AUGGCCAUGGAUUCAAAAGAGUGUUCAUUGCCAUUAGAAUUAUUGGAAGAAAUACUCAGCAGGGUUCAAACUAAAUCUCUUCUACGACUCAAGUUAACGUGCAAACAAUGGCUAGCUCUGUUCAAAGACAAGAGAUUCGUUUACAAGCACUUAGCUCUCCUUCAGGGACAUAUCAUACGAAGCAACCAUAUUCAUAUGGUUAAGAUCUUCAACCCGGUAACUGGAGCUAUCUCAUCUUUUUCACUUCCACAAGAGUUUGAAGUCCACUCUGAGAUUUAUACUAUGAUUCACUGCGAUGGGUUAAUGCUAUGUAUCCUAGAGGUAGGUUCGGUUGCAUUAUGGAACCCAUGUUUGCAAGAAGUUAGAUGGAUCAAGCCUCUCUGUUCUACUUACCCUACUUGUCAUUGCUAUGGUAUUGGAUACGACGGUUCGUCUCGUGAUGGCUAUAAAUUCUUGAGAUUUGUGAAUGGUAUGUUUACCAUUAACAAGUACUCAAACACAGGGUCUUACAAACCAGAGGCUUACAUCUACGACUUCAAGUUGGAUUCUUGGAAAGUUCUUGAAGUUUCUUUGGAUUGGCAUGUGGUUUCUACUUGUAAAGGUGUGUCACUCAAUGGAAACAUGUAUUGGGUUGCUAAAUGGAAUCGCAAACCCGACAUGUUCAUCCAAUGUUUUAACUUUUGUACAGAGUCAUUUGACCCCUUAUGUGCUCUUCCCUUUGAGUAUGGUGCAGAUGAUGUUGUAGAUUUAUCAGUAGCUUUCAGAGGAAGCAAUCUUUCUUUGUUGCACCAAAGUAAAGAGACGACAAAGAUCGAGGUUUGGGUUAUAAACAAUGUCAAGAAGAACGGAGUGAGCACAUCAUCAUGGACCAAGUUGUUUAGUGCGACUAAACCUGAUCUCCCGGUAUUUAGUGCUUGUGAGAAUAUUGCUGGUCCGGUGCAUUUCAUUGAUAAGAAUAAUAGGAUCGUAUUAUGUUGUGAGGAACCAGUGGCAGAUGAAAGAAACGUAGCGGUCAAUGUCUACCUAAUUGGAGAAGCUGGUGAGAUCAUAAGACAAGCUGAGAUAGAACGACAUCAAAGGGGUUUUAGUUGGCCUUUUAUCUCCGGUUAUGCGUAUCUUCCAAGUCUUGUUCCGGUUCCAACAUCAGAGGACAAAACCGAAUAG
Messenger RNA from Capsella rubella, 1164 nucleotides. Its product is annotated as F-box/WD-40 repeat-containing protein 1. The transcript has a single exon. Gene Ontology annotation, molecular function: protein binding. NCBI's taxonomy places the organism in Eukaryota, Viridiplantae, Streptophyta, Magnoliopsida, Brassicales, Brassicaceae. The record is from RefSeq and is a predicted model, not a curated record. The coding region runs from base 1 to 1164 and encodes 387 amino acids.